Medicago truncatula (barrel medic) is the source of this 1836-nucleotide messenger RNA. Its product is annotated as AP2-like ethylene-responsive transcription factor TOE3. Gene Ontology annotation, biological process: regulation of DNA-templated transcription. The transcript has 10 exons. The record is from RefSeq and is a predicted model, not a curated record. The coding region runs from base 215 to 1621 and encodes 468 amino acids. Gene Ontology annotation, molecular function: DNA binding; DNA-binding transcription factor activity. Lineage: Eukaryota; Viridiplantae; Streptophyta; Magnoliopsida; Fabales; Fabaceae.
AUUCCGUUAUUUUCCAUCUUCAUCUCUCUCACUCUCUCCGGUCACCGGCUAAUUUUCCGGCGAACUCAAAAAAACUUGAGAACUUACAAAUUCUGUUUCUUUAGUUCUUUUCAACCGCGCUUUCGAUCGAAGAGAAUCUCCGGCGAUGUUGAAGUAGUAUUAGUUUGGUUAAACAAGAUUAGAGUAAUAAUUAAUUACUUGAAGAUUAAGCAUCAUGUUAGAUCUUAAUCUGAAUGAAGAUUACGAAGACUCGAUCAUGCUGGUGGAAAAACUUCCAGAAGCUUCAUCAGGAACUUCGAAUUCAUCCAUAGUGAAUGCAGAGGCUUCAAGUAACAUCACCGGUGAUGAAGACUCGUGUUCAACACGCGCUGGUGGUGUUUUCACUUUCAACUUCGGUAUCCUGAAGGUGGAAGGAGGGAACGAUGAUGUUGUUGUUCCGACAAAGGAGUUUUUUCCGGUGAGUGCCGGAACUUCAACGAUGAUGAUUCCGGCAAGGAAGAGCGCGAUGGAUCUUACAAUGGAUCGUCGUCUUGGCGGUGAAAAUGGAGUUGUUGAAGUUCAGCAGAAGCCUCAGGCGAAGAAGAGUAGGAGAGGUCCAAGGUCGAGGAGUUCGCAGUACAGAGGAGUCACGUUUUAUCGGAGAACUGGAAGAUGGGAAUCACAUAUCUGGGAUUGUGGGAAGCAAGUUUAUUUAGGUGGAUUUGACACGGCUCAUGCUGCUGCUAGAGCCUAUGAUCGAGCUGCUAUAAAGUUUAGGGGACUUGAUGCUGACAUUAAUUUCAAUCUAGUUGAGUAUGAGGAAGAUAUGAAUCAGAUGAAGAAUCUUUCAAAGGAGGAAUUCGUGCACAUUCUCCGUCGCCACAGUAACGGUUUCUCAAGGGGGAGUUCAAAAUACAGAGGAGUAACACUUCACAAAUGUGGUCGUUGGGAAGCUAGAAUGGGACAACUCCUUGGCAAAAAGUAUAUAUAUCUUGGGCUAUUCGACAGCGAAGUAGAAGCUGCAAGGGCUUAUGACAAAGCAGCUCUAAAAUGCAAUGGAAGAGAGGCUGUGACUAACUUCGAGCCAAGUACAUAUGAAAAUGAGAUGAAACCGGGAGCUAUUAAUGAAGGUGGCAGUCACAAUCUUGACCUUAAUUUGGGCAUGGCGACUCCAGGACAUGAACCCAAAGAAAACAAAGGAUAUUGUCAAUUUCAGACCGUCCCUUCUUACAACAUGCAUCCUGGAAGGAAUUUAAAGAUGGAGACUAAUGUUAAUUCAGUUAUUGGUGACCCGUCUUUGAAAAAGCUGGUUGUAACUGAACAGCGUCCUCCCAUGUGGAAUGCCACGUUUUCUAGUUUCUUUCCCAAUCAGCAGGAAAGGGCAGAGAGAAUUGGCAUUGAUCCUUCAAAAGGACACCCCAACUGGGGGUGGCAAGGGCAUAAUCAAGGCACUGUUUCCCCAGUACCACAAUUCUCUUCUGCAGCAUCAUCAGGAUUCUCCAUUUCAGCUACCUUUCCACCAAAUGCAAUCUUUCAAACACAACCAAUCAACUCAAUUCCCCAGUCACUCUGUUUCACUCCUGGUAGCAAUGCAUCAUCUCAAUACUAUUACCAGGUUAAGUCCUCACAGGCACCACCAUAGCCUAUAUUCUGUAUUUGUAAUAAUAAUACAAGAUAUAUGAAUGGCAUGACGCAACAAGCAUUUGCGUUAAAACUCAAUUGUAUAAUUCAGUUAGGAUUUGAUGUCUACUGAGAUAUGACAUUUUAAUUGCUUAUCUUGGUUAAACCAUUAAUUACGCACAUUGUGUAUCAACCUUGAAAAUAUUGAGAUUUGAUCAUAUUUUUUUCGUGUUUUGA